Messenger RNA from Trachymyrmex cornetzi, 345 nucleotides. RefSeq lists its product as uncharacterized. Bases 1 to 345 code for a protein of 114 amino acids. Lineage: Eukaryota; Metazoa; Arthropoda; Insecta; Hymenoptera; Formicidae. The record is from RefSeq and is a predicted model, not a curated record. The transcript has 2 exons.
AUGGAACCAUCAGAUGUGCGUGGUGUUUUGCUGUUAGAUGAGAUGAAAGUUUCCAAAACCAUCGCAUUUAACCGUAACGACCUUCAAGUUGAAGGUUUUAUAAAUUUAGGGAAACACACUCCAAAACAUCAGGCUGGAAAAAAAGGAGACCACGCAUUGGUGUUCAUGUUCCAACCUUUCAAGGGCAAGUGGGUGCAAACAUUAGGAUGCUUUCUUAGUUAUGGAAGUGCUUCUGGAGCAGUUUUGCAUCAACUUGUUAUGGAAUGCAUCAUUUUGGUUGAAAAAUCCCAUUUGAAAGUUGACGGGGUCACAUCAGAUGGUGCGUCUUGGAACCGCUCUAUGUGA